ACCGCCUAUUUGAACGGAUCCUUCCAAAUUUCUCAUUUUUCCUUAUUCCCCAAAAGCGAUGGAAACGCAAGAAGAGUGACACAAACCCAAUUGUUCGAUCCUCCUCUGCUAUGGACGACACCUCCCAAAUCCUAAUCACAGCCAACGCUACCGCCGAUCACUCCUUCAAUGACGACAUGGACGGAGAGGAUGCAGCAGAAGAAGACGACGAGGAGGAGUCCUGCGACGUGGAGGCAUGGGAAACCCUAAGCAAGGGCUUCAAGGAAGUCCAGUCGGUGCUAGAUCACAACCGGCGACUGAUUCAACAGGUGAAUGACAAUCACCGCUCCAAAAUCCCCAGUAGUUUGGCCAAGAAUGUCGACUUGAUACGCGAGAUCAAUUCGAAUAUCUCCAAAGUCAUCGGCCUUUACUCCAAUCUCUCAACGAAUUUCUCCAGCAUCGUUCAGCAGCGGCGCGCUGUCUCCGAUAAAGUCGUGAAGAAUGUCGAAUCUUGAAGUAAUAAUCCCCUAAAUCCGAUUUAAUCCUUUGCGUUAAUAUAAGGUUUCAGCUCUUGUGCGCGUGAGUAAAAUUGGUGU
This is a messenger RNA of Sesamum indicum (sesame), 575 nucleotides long. RefSeq names its product protein EARLY FLOWERING 4. The record is from RefSeq and is a predicted model, not a curated record. Gene Ontology annotation, cellular component: nucleus. Lineage: Eukaryota; Viridiplantae; Streptophyta; Magnoliopsida; Lamiales; Pedaliaceae. Gene Ontology annotation, biological process: entrainment of circadian clock; positive regulation of circadian rhythm.